AGAUUGCUCGGUUAAAUGUACCGAAUGAACUUUCAUUUCCCCACUAUCUGGGAAGACAUCCUUGAUUUCCUACAAAUACUGGGUGUAGAACUUACUUGUGCAUACGAGGCUCUGCCUCUGGGCUUUCUAUUCUGUUCCAGAGAUCCAGUACCAGAAUAUUUAAAUCACUGUGUCGUUAAACACGUUUUAAUAUCUGAUAGGGCCAGUUUCUGCGCAUUGCACAUUUUUUUUUUUCCUUUCAGGAACGUGUUCGGGCCCGCGGCAGGGGGCGGGGUCGCGCCUCCUCCGCGGCUCCGGUUCCAGCCGAGCCUCACCGCCUCGGAGAUGGAAAGCCCAAGGCUGCUCCCGCCUCGUGGGACACGACAGAGUGGUGGUGCUGGCAGCCCCGCGGGCGGCAGCCGGUUCCACGGCGGCCCUGACCCGCGGGCUGGCCAGGUCCCCGCGCGCCGCCUCCUGCUGCUCCGGGGCCCCCAAGAUGGCGGGUCCGGGAGGCGGCGCGAGGAGGCCCGCGCGGCCUCACGGGGCCCGGGCCUGAGCCCGUUGGCGCCCAGGUCGGAUUAUGCUAGUGGCGGCGACAGCGAUGACUUCUUCCUGGUGCUGCUGGACCCGGUGGGUGGCGAUGUGGAGACCGCGGGCGAUGGCCAGGCCGCAGGGCCUGUAUGGAGGGAGGAGGCCGAGUCGGUCCCACAGCUGCAGCAGGGUGAGAGUGGCGCGAAUCCCGCGGGCCGCCAGGCGCUAGGCCCCCGCUGCCUGUCUGCAGUCCCCGCCCCAGCCCCGGCCCAGAACCCGAUCCCCGCCCCAAGUCUGGCACCCGCCGCGGCCUUCACGGGCACCGUCACCAUCCACAACCAAAACCUGCUCUUGCGCUUCGAGAACGGUGUCCUCACCCUGGCCACACCCCCGCCGCCAGCCUGGGAGCCUGAAGUCGCGCCUGCCCCUCAGCCUGGGGGUCUGAUGGCUCCGCAAGCGGGGGUCCAGCCCAACGACUGCUGCCCUGAGCUGCCGCCCGACCUCCUGCUGGCCGAGCCGGCUGAACCGGCGCCGGCCCCAGCGCCUGAGGAGGAGGCAGAGGGCCGGGCCGCAGCCGAGAGUCCCCGCAGGCCGCUGGGCCCGGGCCCGGGCGUGGUGCUGUACCUGUGUCCCGAGGCGCAGUGCGGACAGACCUUCGCCAAGAAGCACCAGCUGAAGGUGCACCUGCUGACUCACAGCAGCAGCCAGGGCCAGCGGCCCUUCAAGUGCCCCCUGGGCGGCUGUGGAUGGACUUUCACCACCUCCUACAAGCUCAAGAGGCACCUGCAGUCGCACGACAAACUGCGGCCCUUUGGUUGCCCUGCGGAGGGCUGUGGCAAGAGCUUCACCACGGUGUAUAACCUCAAGGCGCACAUGAAGGGCCAUGAGCAGGAGAACUCGUUCAAAUGCGAGGUGUGCGAGGAGAGCUUCCCCACUCAGGCCAAACUCAGCGCCCACCAGCGCAGCCAUUUCGAACCUGAGAGGCCAUACCAGUGCGCAUUUUCCGGCUGCAAGAAGACGUUUAUCACAGUGAGUGCCCUGUUUUCCCAUAACCGUGCCCAUUUCAGGGAACAGGAACUCUUUUCCUGCUCUUUUCCAGGCUGUAGCAAACAGUACGACAAGGCUUGUCGCCUGAAAAUUCACCUGCGGAGCCACACAGGUGAGAGACCUUUCCUUUGUGACUUUGACGGCUGUGGCUGGAACUUCACCAGCAUGUCCAAACUCUUGAGGCACAAAAGGAAGCACGAGGAUGACCGGAGGUUCAUGUGCCCUGUGGAAGGCUGUGGGAAAUCUUUCACAAGGGCUGAGCAUCUGAAAGGCCACAGCAUAACCCACCUGGGCACAAAGCCUUUUGUGUGCCCUGUGGAAGGCUGCUGUGCCAGGUUCUCUGCUCGCAGUAGUCUCUACAUUCACUCCAAGAAACACUUGCAGGACGUGGACACCUGGAAAAGCCGCUGCCCAGUCUCUACUUGUAAUAAGCUCUUCACAUCCAAGCACAGCAUGAAGACCCACUUGGCCAAAAGGCACAACCUUGGCCAGGAUCUCUUAGCUCAGCUAGAAGCUGCAAAUUCUCUUACGCCCAGCAGUGAACUUACCAGCCAGGGACAGAAUGACCUCAGUGAUGCAGAGCUAGUGUCUCUCUCCUCUGAUGUGCCUGGCAGUAGCUCCGCUGCAGUGCUGGACACAGCAUUGGCAAACUCUGGAAUCUUGACUAUUGAUGUGGCUUCUGUGAGUUCAACUCUGGCAGGGAGCCUCCCUGCUAAUAAUAAUAAUUCAUUAGGGCAGGCUGUGGACCCUCGGGCCUUGAUGGCCACCAGUGACCUUCCUCAGAGUCUGGAUACCUCUCUCUUUUUUGGAACGACAGCCUCUGGUUUUCAGCAGAGUCCCUUAGAUAUGGAUGAUGUCUCAAAUCUAAGUGUGGGGCCAUUGGUAUCUCUGGGCUCUUUGGCUAUGAAAAACUCGAGUCAAGAGCCCCAGGCUGGGGACUUGACCCCCAGCAGUAAGCUUACAGUGGACACAGAUGCUCUGACUCCUUCAAGCACCCUUUGUUGA
Molecule: messenger RNA, 2562 nt
Organism: Canis lupus familiaris (dog)
Lineage: Eukaryota; Metazoa; Chordata; Mammalia; Carnivora; Canidae
Product: zinc finger X-linked protein ZXDB-like
Exons: 1
Coding region: 16-2562 (848 amino acids)
Biological process (GO): regulation of transcription by RNA polymerase II
Cellular component (GO): nucleus
Molecular function (GO): transcription coregulator activity
Source: RefSeq, a predicted model, not a curated record